UAAGAUAGACUGCAUAAAAAUAUUAUAUUUAAAUUUAUAUGGAACCUAGUAACAGAAAAUUGCAAUUUAUAUGUCAUGCGUAGUAAACGCGUCUCGCAUGUAUGAAAAUGGCGCUUUCUUGUGCGAUUUCUAACGAAGUCCCGGAGCAUCCGGUCGUAUCUCCAGUAUCUGGCUCCAUAUUUGAAAAACGUUUAAUUGAAAAAUAUCUAGCUGAAAAUGGAGUAGAUCCUAUAACUGGAAAGGAAUUAACUGCAGAUCAACUUAUUGAUAUCAAAACUACUGCAAUAGUUAAACCCAAACCGCCAAGUGCAACAUCAAUUCCAGCUAUAUUAAAAAUUUUACAAGAUGAAUGGGAUGCCGUUAUGUUACAUUCAUUUACACUUAGACAACAACUUCAAACAGCUAGACAAGAAUUGUCCCAUUCCUUAUAUCAACAUGAUGCAGCAUGCCGUGUCAUUGCUAGAUUGACAAAAGAAGUAACAGCAGCUAGAGAAGCUUUAGCUACUUUGAAACCUCAAGCUGGAAUUGUUCAAGCUACAACUAUUCCGCAACCUGCACUUGCAGUAGAAGCUGGUGGUACAGCUGCUCAGCCUAUGGAACAAGCUGGUAUUACUGAAGAUGUAAUACAAAAGCUUCAAGAGAGAGCAACAGUUCUCACGCAAGAAAGGAAACGUCGCGGGCGUUCGGUUCCUGAAGAUCUAUUGCCACAAGAUAGCAUUCGCGCAUUUCAAACACUUGCUUCACAUCCUGGUCUUCAUUCAGCUAGCGUUCCUGGUAUACUUGCGCUUGAUAUACACAGUGCAGACACGAGUAAAAUUUUAACUGGUGGUGCUGACAAAAAUGCCACAGUAUUUAAUAAAGACACAGAGCAAGUUGUUGCAAUAUUGAAAGGACACACGAAAAAGGUUACCAGAGUAAUUUAUCAUCCAGAAGAAGAUAUUGUAAUGACUGCAUCACCUGAUACUACAAUACGCGUAUGGAAUGUAGGAACCAGUCAAACAACUUUAUUAUUGAAAGGUCAUGAUGCUCCUGUAACUGGAUUGUCCUUACAUCCAACAGGCGAUUAUUUAUUGAGUUCAUCUUUGGAUCAACAUUGGGCAUUCUCAGAUAUACGUACUGGUAGAUUACUGACCAAGGUUGCUGGACAAGUUAGUCAACCUUUGACCACAGCUCAGUUUCAUCCUGAUGGAUUGAUCUUUGGCACUGGCACACAAGAUUCUCAAGUAAAAAUUUGGGAUUUGAAAGAACAAUCAAACGUAGCUAACUUCCCAGGUCAUUCAGGCCCAAUUACGGCAAUUAGUUUUUCUGAAAAUGGUUAUUAUUUAGCUACAGCUGCAGAGGAUUCAUGCGUGAAACUUUGGGAUUUGCGUAAAUUGAAGAACUUUAAAACUCUCCAAUUAGAAGAAGGGUACGAAGUUAAAGAUAUUUGUUUUGAUCAAAGUGGAACAUAUUUGGCAGUAGCUGGAACAGACGUAAGAGUGUACUUGUGUAAACAGUGGCAAGAAUUAAAAGUGCUUAAUGAUCAUACUGCAGCCGCAACUGGUGUUCGUUUCGGAAAACAUGCGCAGUAUAUAGCGUCGACCAGUAUGGACAGAACUUUAAAACUUUAUGGUCUACCUUGAACAUUUAGUGACUGAAAUACAUUGAUUUAAGAACGGUUUAUAGUAUCUGUUAGCGAUCACUGUUGAUGUUUGAAGACAUGUGACGACUGUAAUAUUUUGAUAUUUGACAAUUUGAAAGUUCUAAAUUUAUUCUUCUUGAUUUCGUGUAUUGCAUAACUGAUUGCCUAUAUUUGAAGGACUAUCUAAUUCGAUAGAAUUAGGGUUGUAAAUGAUGGCUGUAAAUUUGCUAAUUCAGAUUUUGAACGAUAACGAUAAUUUUUGGGGUCAUUGAUACUUUUUAUUUUUUAACUUGAUGAUAUUUUCACGAAUCUUGAAUAUUAAUAAUUGAUGCCAAUCGAGACCUCUAAUUUAUAGUAUGGCUGUGUCGGCAAUGAAAGAUUUUAAGCUUUCUAAAGCUGAAAGAUAUAUACAUAUAUACAAGUAGCUCUUCAAAAUAUCAGAAUCGCGAUAUAAAUUAUAGUUGAUGGUGAUCGCUAACAAUAUGGUAUUAUAAAAUCAAUAUUAUUUUUAUGAAGAAAGUGUAAAACACAAAUUCUUUUGUCUGUCGUGUAUUAACUACUCAGGAUCGUUUAAAUUGAUGAAUGAAAUAUAAUCUAUUAGAGUAUACGAAAUAAAAUGCCUUCUUUUGUA
Frieseomelitta varia is the source of this 2252-nucleotide messenger RNA. It is a transcript of the gene Prp19, whose product is annotated as pre-mRNA-processing factor 19. The record is from RefSeq and is a predicted model, not a curated record. Bases 102 to 1622 code for a protein of 506 amino acids. Gene Ontology annotation, biological process: DNA repair; mRNA splicing, via spliceosome; protein ubiquitination. The transcript is spliced from 8 exons. Gene Ontology annotation, cellular component: U2-type catalytic step 1 spliceosome; cytoplasm; Prp19 complex. Gene Ontology annotation, molecular function: protein binding; ubiquitin protein ligase activity. NCBI's taxonomy places the organism in Eukaryota, Metazoa, Arthropoda, Insecta, Hymenoptera, Apidae.